UUAUUCCUAGCAUUACGCCGUAAGGGAACCUAUUUUAGGUGCCCACGGACUAGCGUCUUCCUCACCCUUCAUCGUCGAAGUCCUUACCACAACAAGUUUGAGGAAUGGCGUCUGGAUCUAUCAGCGUGUUUGCUACGGACGAGAAGAUUGGAAGCCUGCUGGACCAGUCUAUCACCCGCCACUUCCUGUCCACUUGCACCGACCAGUGCGGCAAGAUCACUGCCGAGUAUGUGUGGAUCGGCGGCACCAUGCAGGACCUGAGGUCCAAGUCGCGCACCCUCACCUCUGUCCCCAAGAGCCCUGAGGACCUGCCGCACUGGAACUACGAUGGUUCCUCUACGGGCCAGGCCCCCGGCCACGACUCCGAGGUCUACCUGAUCCCCCGCAGCAUCUUCCGUGACCCCUUCCGCGGUGGCGACAACAUCCUGGUGAUGUGCGACUGCUACGAGCCGCCCAAGGUCAAGCCCGAUGGCACCCUGGAUGCUCCCAAGCCCAUCCCGACCAACACCCGCGCCGCCUGCGCUGAGGUGAUGGAGAAGGCCAAGGCUGAGGAGCCCUGGUUCGGCAUUGAGCAGGAGUACACCCUGCUCAACGCCAUCACCAAGUGGCCCCUGGGCUGGCCCAAGGGCGGCUACCCCGCCCCCCAGGGCCCCUACUACUGCUCCGCCGGUGCCGGUGUUGCCAUUGGCCGUGACGUGGCUGAGGUGCACUACAGGCUGUGCCUGAACGCCGGCAUCAACAUCAGCGGCGUGAACGCUGAGGUGCUGCCGUCCCAGUGGGAGUACCAGGUUGGCCCGUGCGAGGGCAUUGAGAUGGGCGACCACAUGUGGAUGUCUCGCUACAUCAUGUACCGCGUGUGCGAGAUGUUCAACGUGGAGGUGUCGUUCGACCCCAAGCCCAUCCCCGGCGACUGGAACGGCUCGGGUGGCCACACCAACUACUCCACCAAGGCUACCCGCGUUGCCCCUGAUGGCUGGAAGGUCAUCCAGGAGCACUGCGCCAAGCUGGAGGCCCGCCACGCGGUGCACAUUGCCGCCUACGGUGAGGGCAACGAGCGCCGCCUGACCGGCAAGCACGAGACCAGCUCCAUGAACGACUUCUCCUGGGGUGUGGCCAACCGCGGCUGCUCCAUCCGCGUCGGCCGCAUGGUGCCCGUUGAGAAGUGCGGCUACUAUGAGGACCGCCGCCCGGCCUCCAACCUGGACCCCUACGUCGUCACCCGCCUCAUCGUGGAGACCACCUGCCUCCUGUAAACGUGCUGGAUGAUGCAAGUCGGGAGAGCACAUGGCGACAGUGGGGUGCUAGAACGAGUGGAUGUUCUUGAGCAUUUGCGCCGUCGCCUUCAUGUGAUGUAUGUGUGCAUUUGCUUGUGAACGUUUUUGCUCUGUAGUGCGGUUGUAAAGUGGUGGUGGUUCUGAGAGAGGUGUUGGGAUAUGCUGCCCUUUCUCGCGUGACCUGAAUGUCCGGCGGGUGUUUUGCGCGCGGCAGCAGUGCGGCAGCGCUGUUAUGGAUGCUGUUCUGCAGCGGCUGUGAAGGAGCGCAGAGGACGGCAAAGGAUUCUGGGCCGGCGUGAAGUUGGCAUUGGGGGCAGGGACGAUUAGGUCUGAGAUGACUGUUUGAGUGGAACCGUUGGUGGAAAAAUGUUUCGGAUACUACCAGUGUACUAUUCUACACUUCGGUGUGCUGGGAGAUUGUACCGGUGCACAAAGUCUCUGGUGCUGGCUGCAGCAGUGGGCAGACCUCGCGGUGAUAUUGACGCCGUCCGUUCCCGUUUCUUAUGCUGCAACGGGUUUUACGUGGAUCGACCUUUGCAUAAUCUUUACCCCUGUUGACGGUGCCCGUUUACGGUGUUCAGUUUGCUUUUUUCGGUCCCCUGUCUGAUGGUACCUACACAUGCGAUAAGCGCCGACGUGUAGCCGUGCAAGGCCUUGCCGCAUGCCGAAUAAGGCGCUGUGUCGUCGGUUUGGAUUUGGGUUUGUUUUCACCAUUUUUUAAACACUGCUAUUAUGCGCGUUAAGGCUGUGCUACUGCUGCUUCACGGCACGCAAUCGUCCACGUUGGACGAG
Astrephomene gubernaculifera is the source of this 2066-nucleotide messenger RNA. The record is from the annotation of a GenBank genome assembly. NCBI's taxonomy places the organism in Eukaryota, Viridiplantae, Chlorophyta, Chlorophyceae, Chlamydomonadales, Astrephomenaceae.